AUGGAGCAACUGGACCAGGACAGGGUUGAAUCCGAUCAAAGAAGAGUUGUUAUUAUUAGCCAAGAUAGCUUUUACAGAGAACUCUCUCCAGAGGAAGGCGAAGAUGCUAAAGUUGGCAAUUUUAACUUUGAUCACCCAGGUGACUUUCUGUUAUCAGUUUGCUUUAAUAAUUCUCUCCAAUUCCAGCUUUCACGAGAAACUUUCACAGAAACACUUGCUACACAGGCCACCUGGUUAGCUAAGUUGGUAGAGUGCUGGUCUGCUGAGCAGGAGGUCGUGGGUUCAAACCUCGGCUGGACCAACACUCAAGGUCUUUAAAUAACUGAGAAGAAAGUGCUGCAUUUGUAAUGACAUCUGCAAAUGGUUAGAGUUUCUAGUCUUCUCAGAUAUAAGGACGAAAAACCGUAGCUCCCAUCUCACAGCACUUUCACUAAUUUGUUCUUGUGGGACGUAAAAGAACCCACAUCACUAUUCAAAACGAGUAGGGGUUGUAGACCCCUGUGGUGUGGCCAACCUUUACGGGUUGUGGGAUUGAGUAGGGAUGGCACCUCACAUGGGACCUGAGUCCUGUUCAUGCACAAUCUGGGCAGGCCUGUGUCGAGAAAAGCUGGUAAAUAAAUAAAAUUAUCUGACUUACAAAUUUAGAUUUUGAUUUAUGUCCAACAAACAAACAGAAUCAACCUUUCUCGAGUUUGUUUGUUUUUUGGGUUAGUUGUAUGCAACGUUAAGAUUAAUGCACGUGUAUGCUUGCACUGAGAUAACAGGUAUUAUAAUUAAAUACGCACACAUUAUUUAUACAUAAUUAUAGCUAAAUAAUAAGCUUGCAUUCUUGAGUUAAUGUCUUAAUAAUUAAAUGAUAUCUAACAGUUUAUUAUUAUUUUGGUAGAUGCCUUUGACCACGAGCUGACACUUGAUACCCUAAAGAAAAUAAAAGCAGGAGAAACUGUUCAAAUACCAAUUUACGACUCUGUCAAUGCUACCAGGUGAGUUCUUUGGUAAUGUGCCUAACUUAUUACAUGUAGAAAGUCGACAGCUUUCUUAGGUGACCUUUAUACAGUAAUACAGUUGUACCUAUAAUUGUGAUUGAGGGGUGAUGAAUGCUAUAAUCAAAGGUUUCCGUAGAUGCAAAGACCAUUGCUUGAAAAUUGCAAGAUGCAAACUCCAAGAUGGAACUGGUUGAGCACAUGACCUCUUGCCCUGAAAUGUUACAUUAAUUUGUUCACAUGAAUAACUUUUGCAAGUACAGUGGAACCCCAUUGGCACGGUCACCAAUGGGUCAAAAAAAUUUGUUGGUAUGACAGGAUGGCCGUAUUAUUGGGGCAGGCUCAAAUUUCACGACUUACACGGCCGUGUAAUGACAAACACACUGUACAGCGCAUUCGCAUUUCUUGAACAACUGUUCUCAUUAAUAAACAAAUGGAAUGUAGAUACAUGUAUCGUGUACUGUACUGUAAUAUUUAUUGAAAGAAACUAAUUAAUAUUUCCCUUCAGUAUGUAAAACACUUUUAAAAUUUGGCAACAAGUGCACUUUUUGUGUACUGUAGUCUAAAAACAGUUGAACAGGCACAGAGUACUUGGUCACUAAAAUUGACAUGUCAUAGGCAUUUUAAUUUUCUAAAUUUCGAAGAAGUGACUGUAUUUACGGGGUGAAAUUAUAAGAGAUUCUGCUGUUCAGGAUUUUAAAAUGUGGCCAUUGGUUGUAUUAAUGGGUGACCACAUUAACAGGUUUUUUUAAUAAGAAAAUCUAUGGCCAUUUUGCUGGGCUGAAAAAAGUGGCCAUAAUAAUGAGAAGACUGUACUAAUGCGGUGGCUGAAAGGCGGAGUUCCAGUGUUUAGUUACUGAGAAGUUGAAUGACUUAAAAUAAGUUACAUCACUUGUAUUUAAUUUACAUGUACAGGAAAAAGGAGUCUAUUACAAUAUACCCAACUGAUGUGAUUAUGUUUGAAGGCAUACUCACAAUCUAUUUCAAGGAAUUUCGUGAUAUGCUCAACAUGAAGUUAUUUGUGGAUACAGACAGUGACACUAGAUUGUCAAGAAGAGGUUAGAUAAUAACUUAAGUGUGUGUAGUUGGCUUCCCCUUGUGUUAACAAAUGAACCUUAAAAUGAAAUUCCAAAAGAGGACUCCUGCCCUUCUUCAAGCCUUUUCUUUGACUUUAUAUAAGACAAUACAUUGUAGCCUAUGAAUACACUACUUCUUCUCAUUGCUUCCCAUUGCUGGGGACAUUUCAUGAGACAGACCUUUGUAUUUUUGCCUUAAAAGUAAUAGUUUAUAAAUCAUUUGAUACUUUAUGAAUGCAGAGAAACUCUGAAGGAACAUGCCUUUAGUCCAUAAUUUGUUGUAAAUGAACUCAUAACAAGUUAGCUCUGAAAUAAAACAACUGAGUACAUUCUAAAGUAAGUUCUGUAGUUUAAUAUUGAAAUUGAAGACAUUUCUAAUCUAAACAAUGAUAUUACUGUCAUUAACUGACCUAAGGGAAAGUUGUAAGAAUUUGAUCAGAUAUGAAAAACUAGGGUAAUUAUGAAGACAUUUGACUAAACCGUAUGUUCGAAUGAACUGGCCUGGGUGUUCAAAGUUUGAAUAGUCCUAUCCACCGGAUAAAUCACGAUGAUCCAGCAGAGAAGUAAAAGGGAAACCAAUUGCGUUAUCCACAAGACAGUGGUUUAUUAUCCAGUGGAUAAUGUCAUCCACCUUUCGUACAACUGGGCCCUGAUGUCAUGUACUUUAUAGAAAGAGGUUAGAAAACAUGACUGAACUGGACUUGUAAUGAAGUCUUACUACUAUGUUUCGUAAAUAACUGCAGGGCUACAUUUGUACCUGUAUUUCAAGUUCAAGUUCAAGUUUAUUAAAAAGACUUUGGAUACAUACAGUAUCAUAAUUAUUGACCCUUGCCCGCAAAAUGGCACAGCUAAUCGAGGCGGGAAGGAAAAGUAACAAAAAUUACAAUAACAGGGUUGAAACAUGACAAUAAAGAAAAACAGAUACAUCAACAUCAACAUAUAAUUGAAUUAACAAGAUAAUGAGUACUUAUUAUUUCAAAAUAGGUACAUUGUUUUAAAUAAAGCAAUUUAUAAAUGAAAUUAAACUGAAAAUGUAGUAUUUACUUAAUAAGUCAAUCAUGGUAUUUGCUGUAUAUCGAUGAAUUUACAUGAUGUUCAUGUUGUAUUUUAGUUUUACGUGACACUCAGGAACGAGGAAGGGAUCUGGAACAGGUGCUGGCAACAUAUGCCAAUUUUGUUAAACCAGCUUUUGAGGAAUUUUGUCUUCCUGUAAGUUUCCAACUUUUCUUAUUAUUUUAUAAUAUUUUAAUUCGAUAAUAUUAUGUUGAUAAGUUGAAUUUUUUUAAAUAUGCAGCUUCUUUUUUUCUUUUUUACAUUUAUUAACUUCACAUGUUUUAUUUAUGUAUGAUUAUGUAAAUUAUGUGAAAUUUGCUACUUUUUAUUUAGUUAGUUAGUUAGUUAUUUACUUCAUGUAAUUUUUUUCUUCCAAUUAAUAUUUUAUUCUGUGUAUUCUUUUUUUGUUCUUUGUGUUUUACUUGCAAUUAAAUUAUAUUAUAUAUAAAAAAAUGUUUUAUUUGGAACAUUUUCAUGUUGUGUUUCUUUGCCUGAAUUAUGCACCAGUCAUAAACCCCACACCCCAGGACAUAUACUGUAUUUUACCAUAUUAUGCAGCAACAUGUGUUACUUGACAAAUACAUUAACCUGUCCCUUUGACCUUUUUCCAACAAGAGCAGUGGAUAUGAGUGGGGUCAUUAGCUUCAAUAAGAGGAAAAAGCUGCAUGACCCUUGGGUGUGGGGCAUUUUACAACUUUAGCAGUAAGCCCUUAUCAAAAUUAUACCCGCCUAUGUCCUGGCCGGGGGAUGCGGGGGUUUAUAUUGACUGAUGCAUUACUUUGGAAUAAAUUUUACUUUAUUAUUCAGUGGUAUAGCAGGUCACCUAUUUUUGGAAGACAUGACAUGAAUUAAUUAAAAUUUGUUUUACAUCUGUGAGGGUCCCAGUACAUUUUUGGGAUGGCAUUUAACCUAUUUAAAUGCCAGGAUUCAGGAAAUUAGGACUGGAAUCUUAAAAAAAAGAGUGGGAUACAGAAUAAUGUCAUUUUUGAUAAAGUGGGACUGUGGAACAGAUGUUUAAGAAAACUGAAAUCCUGUUAGAACACUGAGCUGCAUUUUCUUAAAUAUUGACCAAAAUCCUGUUAUUUCAAAUUACCAAAGGCUACCCACAUUUCCUUCACAUAAGUCAAGCAAUUACAUUGUGACUAUAAUUAUAAUUAUGUACAGUUGAAUUUCUCCACAAUGGCAACCUUGGAGACCGAAAAAAGUGGCCAUUGUAGAAAGGUUUGAACAAAUAGAGUCAAUAUAUGGACUGUCCACCAAAAUAGUGGCUUUUGUGGGGAGAUGGCCAUUGUGUAGAGGUAGCCGUUAGUUGAGGUUCAACUUUAUCACUUUGCCUAUCUGCUUUUAGUAAAAUCCAACUAGUGGUCUAUUAUCAAUGCUGCAUUCUGAUUGGUUGAGCUACUACUAGGCUAUAUGUUAUAGCCAACUAGUAGCGAAAAGCACCGGCUUUUUGGCGGCAGUCUAGCUUUAACUAGCUAAAGCUGUUUUGUCUCAAUAUUUUUGACCAACUAGGUGGAUUUUACUAAAACAAUAUUUGUUCCUCUCGCCCUCAUGGCCUCUGAGUCAAUAGCCCGAGAGCCCAUUCAGGUUCGAGGAAUAAUUGUUAAAUAGACCUUUGUAGAUGAGGAAAUCCAGACCCUUGUAAGGCUUCUUUGAAAACCAUGUUUUCUGGGCCGUGAUUAGCUGAUAAUACUGUCUGGGUAAUUGGAUUGAGCAAAUCUGUUGGUCGGGAUGGCAGAUACAAUGUAAGGAACCUCACCCAUUGGUAUGGAACAUUUAUCUUUGGCAUGGAAGUUUAGUAGCAUGAGCUCUCCUCAUAUACCCACCUGACUAUAAUACUGAUUUUGCAGACAAAAAAGUAUGCUGAUGUGAUAAUACCAAGAGGAUCAGAUAACACAGGUAGAGAAUAUAAAAAUUUAACUUAUUGCUAUAAACAGUAAGACCUGACCAAAACCUGGUAUCCACCACUCUGAGUUACUGAAUGACAAUAGUUCAUAAUAAGAAUGUCUGAGAAUAAAGAAAAUAGUAAAAAUAAAAAAGAAUGUCUGGGAAUGAAGAAUGGGAGGCUAGGUCAGGGCCUUGACCUUUUUCAAAUUUUACCAUCCUAAACAUGGCAGAUGAGAUGAAGAGCAGCAGUAUGAAGGACUACGGCUGGGCCUCUUAAUAUUAAGAGGUGUAUUUUAUUUAUCUGUCAGGUAUACGUAAGUCAACCUUUUUCCAACCAAAAAGCCUAUCCAAAAUGCCAUCUUCAUGUUCUACACAGGCCACAAGCUCUUGUGGGCUGAUUGAAAACAGUCUUGUAAAUCCUACGUACAUUGUGCAAAAAUUAGCCUACGAUGACAAGCAAUGAAGGCCAAAAAAAUUCAGCUGCAUGUAGUUCUUUGUUGUGGGUCUUAUUGUUUCGUUGAUCUACGUGUAUAUCAAUUUUCCAAGGCAUUUCUUUCCAGGAUUGACAAAAAUCUCAUGUGGAGCUUCAAAAAAGGAGUGUCAUCUUAUACAUAGGCUUGACCUUCACUCACGAGUGAAUACAGUAAGGUUUAUAGGCUGUCACUGCUUCAGAUUUCAUGUGUCCUCUUUGUUUUCAGUGGCCAUAGGGCUUAUUGUGCAGCACAUCAAAGACAUUCUGAAUGGAAAUAAGAGCAGUGAAAUUGAUGGAGUACAUGAUCCAGGACGACGUCAAAGACACCACUCUGACUCAAGUAUGGUUUCUUCCAGACCACAUUGA
This is a messenger RNA of Porites evermanni, 5837 nucleotides long. NCBI's taxonomy places the organism in Eukaryota, Metazoa, Cnidaria, Anthozoa, Scleractinia, Poritidae. The record is from the annotation of a GenBank genome assembly.